UAAGACUGAAGAUGGUAUUUGACAAGGUKAACCAGCAKCAUAUCCAAUAGAAUUUGAAAUCGUUAACUAGAAGGAAGAGUUUAAAAAUUGUGUUUUAGUAACCUAGAUUGUAGUAGUAGUGCAAAAUAUCAUAAGUUCCUUUGCGUUUGUUCCUCCCUCCAUCCCCUUCACACAAUACGGUACAUGCCGACACCGAUCAUCGUGCCUAUUGCAUACCCUACAACGCCCCAAACGGUGGCCGAGAUUGUUCGACCUUGGAGUUUUCCAGGAUCUCUCUUCUUCAUUUGGCCACAAAACGCCGCGGCAGUCGCUGGGCCUCCGAUGGCCGCGUUAGAGGCGAUCCAGACAUCUUCGAGGUCCAGCGACGGCGGCGAGCUAUCGCUCUUUUGGUCUCGACGAAAACGGGCAUCGAUCGCMAAAAUGAUUUUCUUCCACAGAAUGCAACCAAUCACCGUCCCGAAUACGUGCACCGUGAGCGCAAUGGCCGAAAAUAGGAGACACGCCGGGCCCAUGGACAGAGCGGAUGAUAGAUUAGCGGCGACUCCGAUGGAAGCAAAAAAGGACAAGAAGAAAAAGUCGCUCCACACUGAGGCCGCCUUGGAAAAGGGYGUCCAAAACUCUUUUGCUUGGACCAGCGAGUUUAGAAGAGGUGCCACAACGGCAAUCACGGCGCACGCAGUUCCCGGGACAAAGUCACCCAAAAAAUCCUCGAUGCGAUUUGCGAUUUGGACUAUAAACAUUGUUGCCAUCAGCAGCGGAACGGAAGCGAGGUAUACGGAGUCCCUCCAGUUUGAAGGAAAGGUUGAACCCGACGACGGCGAUGAUGGCACGUUUUUAUCUGUGASUUUCGACGCUUGUUGUCGCUGUUGUGUCACGCUGGCAUUUUCAAGUGCGUCGCUCUGUCCCACCCCUUGGUCAGUGGUCGGCGAGAGUUCURCCGGCGCACGGGAAAACAUCCCUACCAGCCAGUCCCACUCUAAACUAGAGGACAGGAAUGAAAAAUAUAUCGCCAUGGUAAAUAGAUCCGCAGUCACCAGGGAUCCAAGCAGUUCUGCCGGAGCACCGAUCAAUCGCGCCGUGGAAACGAAGUUGACGGAUCCUCCCACGUAAGAGGCCGACAUGCACCCMGUUGUGAUUCUGGCCAAUUCGCUUGCGGCUUUUCCUGCGCCACUGGAGGCACCYGCACACUCUCGAAACCAUCGGAAGGCCAGGGCACACCGAUAACUCAGCCAGCAUCCCACCAAAGAUGACAGGGAGGUAAUCAAAAAGGGCAUUGCAAUGCGACGUAUGCAUGCUGCAAUUGAGUGUUGGGAAGGACCUGUUGUUGUUCUUGAAACCCCCUUCUCUGCGGUAKUACCAUUGGAUUUGUCAUCCAAGAGUUGUUUCGGAGGCUGAUAAGCCAAGAGCAGCAGCGUUAACGAACCAGGCAAAAAAAGUGUAAAGCACAAG
Pseudo-nitzschia multistriata is the source of this 1449-nucleotide messenger RNA. The record is from the annotation of a GenBank genome assembly. Lineage: Eukaryota; Bacillariophyta; Bacillariophyceae; Bacillariales; Bacillariaceae.